CCUGCUGUGGGAACAUGCUGAUGCUGUUCUACGUAUACUCGUUCACAUUUUCCCCAUUUCUAAGAUUCAGUCGUGGUGUACUUUCUUAUGCCAUUUAAUGUUAAUUAUUUCAGUCAAGUUGUGCCAACUCUUUCACAUUGAGUUUACUAUUUUCAGUUGCACUUUAGGUGUGCAAGCUGGUGAGCCCAUGACAUUAAUAAUUAUGUUCAGAUCUACAACUAAGUUUGAGACAGUAAAAGAAGGCCACAUUGCUCACCCAUUUAACCUUGACCCUGUCAUUGUUCAGGAGUAGUUAUUUCUAUCAAUCUGUAUCACCAUGAAUAGGGCAUGUGGUGUUACAUACAUGAAAUUGUAUUAAAGGCCCACUAUGACUCAAAAUCAUGUUUUAUUUUUAUUUGUUUUACAAUGGAAAAAGAUAGAGCUAUGGAAAACUAAACUCUACUGAAUAUUUUAGACAUUCAAUGCGACCCCUACCACAGUGUAAAGGCCGUUUAAAGAUCAUCCGGAAAUAAAAUUGUUUUACGAAUCGCUUCGCUUUUUACCAUAUCUGUUUGUAUCACGUGAUAGAGAGUGGCAGGUACUUGUGCUAGGAAACAUUGUCAGAUAAAGAAGAAACGCUAAUUACUGCAGUCAAGAAAAAUGGAAUCCGAGGUCUCAGAAAGCGAAUCGGAUACCGGUAGUAGUUCACCGCCGCAACCAGUUGCGCCAAGGGGACGUGGUAGGCCACGGAAACUUCGUGGAGGUAGAGGACGGCCCAGAAUGCAAAGAGAGCCAGACGUUGCACUCGGGGCUCAUCCCCGAGCACCAACCAAGCGGGGACGAAGGAGGGUCCAGCCACCAGUAGAGAUGGCAGCAACAGCCUUAGCAGAGAGGAGAGAUAUUGAGAGUAAAGUAGAUGCACUAUCACCUGAUGAGAUGAGGGACACCCUUAAAAGAGUUGUGAGGGAAAACCCAGAGUACUUGUUCAGUAUUUUGGAGCCUGAACAAAGAUUUCAACCUUCUGGGGGUGGAACAGUACAACCAUCAUGGUGCAUCUGCUCUCAUUGUAGAGACAUGCCAACUCCUAGGGAGAAAGUCUGCUGCCAAAGAAAUCCUGAUAACUGUAUUUCUAGAUUGCCGGAUUUCGGGGUGCUCAUUUUAGACGAGGCAGUUCUUGCAUUGGCAAGACUCUACCGCCAAGAUAUUUUGGCAAUGCCAGAAGAUGCAGAUAGAAACAGAGCCAAUCGCCACACGGGAUAUCGCCAAUUUGUACUUUGGCAUCAUGGGAAAUUGGGAGCUGGAGAUAGACGUGUAAUUCCUAGCUGUUGUGUGUGGCGUAUCAGAGACAAAUUUCCUGACCCUCAUGGACAUUACAUUGGUUUCAAAGAUAACAGAUUGCAAUAAAAU
Molecule: messenger RNA, 1386 nt
Organism: Ostrea edulis (European flat oyster)
Lineage: Eukaryota; Metazoa; Mollusca; Bivalvia; Ostreida; Ostreidae
Exons: 4
Coding region: 640-1383 (247 amino acids)
Biological process (GO): monoatomic ion transport
Cellular component (GO): membrane
Molecular function (GO): ATP binding; monoatomic ion channel activity; purinergic nucleotide receptor activity
Source: RefSeq, a predicted model, not a curated record